Camelina sativa (false flax) is the source of this 584-nucleotide messenger RNA. RefSeq names its product non-specific lipid-transfer protein 2. Gene Ontology annotation, biological process: lipid transport. The record is from RefSeq and is a predicted model, not a curated record. Lineage: Eukaryota; Viridiplantae; Streptophyta; Magnoliopsida; Brassicales; Brassicaceae.
AUGUUCCUAAGAAAAAAAAUUACAAAACACAAAACAAUUAAACAUGAAGAUCGUGACAUUGAUACUAGUCGUCUCCGUCAUGCUUUCGUUAUCAUUCUCGGCUGCCAUCAAAGCCGCCGACACGGGAGACAAAGGAAACGUGGGAGUGACAUGUGACGCAAGGCAGCUUCAGCCUUGCCUUGCAGCGAUUACGGGAGGUGGACAACCCUCAGGUGCAUGUUGUGCAAAGCUUACAGAACAACAGUCUUGCCUGUGUGGUUUCGCUAAGAACCCUGCCUUUGCGCAGUACAUAAGCUCUCCAAACUCUCGCAAAGUCCUCGCUGCGUGUGGUGUAGCUUAUCCCACUUGUUGAAAAACUGAUCUAGAGAUUUUAUAAAUAAAUAAAUGAAAGGAAAUAAAUAACAUUAUAUCAAACGUUUUAUGAAACAAUUUAACCCGUUUGUGUUAAUGUACUUGGCUUAUAUGGUUAAAUAGAGUUUUAAUUUUCUUACUGAUAUUUUUAUACAGUAACUUUCUCUGGGAAACGAAUUCAAAGCCUAAUUAAACACAACAAAAGAUCCAAAGUGAUAAGAGAAGUUUAUAUG